AUGCCUCCACGUGUCGCCAUUACUCUUAUAACACUACUGGAACCCCUUCUCCAAGAAACAGAUAGAAGUGUUCCCAUUUUUCAACAAGUUCUUAGUGUUGUUCGGUUCAUAGCUGCGGGUUCUUAUCAGCAGGCAGUAUCAGAAGAGAAUUUGCAUCCCAUGUCUCAAGCUACUUUCAGCAAAUAUUUGCAUAAUGUAGUACCAGCAAUAAAUGCCCUAGCUGAUCAAUACAUCAUUUUUCCUCGAAAUCACGCUGAACGAGUUUUAAUUCAAGACAGUUUUCAGGAAAGGCUAGGAUUUCCUGGUGUCAUUGGUGCACUUGAUUGUACUUUGAUAAUAAUUAUGAGACCUCACAGAAACGAAGAAGCAUAUAUAGAUCACCGACGUAAUCAUUCUUUGAAUGUUCAAAAUGUGUGUGAUACAAAUUACAACAUAAUGAAUCUUAGAGUCACCAGUGGAUCUACACACGAUGCUUUUGUUUUUAAAUACUUUACUAUGCGCGCUCAUAUGGACAACCUCAGAAGUGAUGAUGGGUACACGCCUUCAAGCGUCCUACUCACUGCUGUACAGAGUGCCAACCGAGGAACUCCGGAGUUUGAAUUUUCGCAGAGCCUUCGGGCGACACGGUGUGUUGUUGAGCAAACAAUAGGAGUUUGGAAGCAGAUCUGCAGGUGUGUCAACAAAGAACGAGUUCUGCACCAUCAACCUCGAUUCGUAGCCAAUAUUAUCAAAGCUGCCGGUGUUUUUUAUAAUUUUCUACGACACAAAGGGCUUGCAGUUCCAGUAGCUCCCCAUCGUGAUGAGGAGAUUUUUUAUGAACCCAUAAGAAACAACGAAUAUCGUGUUGGCCUGCGUGAGAAACGUCAAAUUAUGGAGAGAUAUUUCAU
This is a messenger RNA of Copidosoma floridanum, 887 nucleotides long. RefSeq names its product putative nuclease HARBI1. Lineage: Eukaryota; Metazoa; Arthropoda; Insecta; Hymenoptera; Encyrtidae. The record is from RefSeq and is a predicted model, not a curated record.